AUGACCACCCCAAUUCCGUUCCCGAAAGCCUACAAGGCAUAUCGUCGCACCUCAGGGGAAGCUCCGCUAUCCAUUGAGCCUGUAACGGAAGAACUUCCUUGCUCUCUGACUCCUGAUGAAGUCCUAAUUCGCAUCCGAGCCGUAUCUCUCAACUACAGAGAUGCCGCGAUGCUAAAUGGGAAAUAUCCCAGUUUUGCCCUUGAUCGAGGUAUCCCGGCAUCUGAUUGCUCUGCUGAAGUAAUUGCUACUGGAAAGAAUGUAUCAGAGUUCAAGAUCGGGGAUCGCGUUGCUCCCAUCUUUGAUUUGAAUGCGCUGGAAGGAACGGAGAUUACUAAGAAGACUCUGGGAGGAGAUAUCGAUGGUGUUUUGCGCGAAUAUGCUAUCUUUGACCAGAAGGUGCUCGUGCACUUACCGCAUCAUCUUUCUUGGGAAGAGGCCGCUUGUGUGACUGUCUCCGGCACGACGGCUUGGAACAGCUUGAAUAUGCCACAUGCCAAGGGUACUGUACUUCUUCAAGGUACCGGUGGCGUCAGUAUAUUUGCACUGUUGCUCUGUUUAGAAGCUGGCAUCCGCGUGAUCAUCACAUCCUCUUCCGACGAUAAACUGCGAAAAGUCAAAGACCUAGGUCCACCUGGCUCUAUAGAGACCGUCAACUACAAAACUUUCCCAAAUUGGGAAGAUGAAGUAAAGCGCCUAACAAAUGGCCGAGGUGUCGACACGGUGAUUGAAACGGGAGGGCCUACGACAAUCGUCCAAAGUCUUCAUUCACUCGUCCGAAGAGGUACCAUUUCUCUGAUUGGGAUCCUGGGAGGUCUUCAUAUGGAUCAGUAUCCUGAUGCUUUUACACCUUUGUUGCUGAAUACCGCGACUAUCAAGGCAAUCUUUGUUGGUUCUAGAACUGAUCAAGUAAAUCUGUGCAGGUAUUUGGAGGAUAAGAGAAUCACGCUAAAGCCUCUGCUUGAUGAGUCAAAUUUCUCGUUUGAAGAUCCCCAGAAAGCCUUUGAUCACCUUUACUCUGCGAAACAUGUGGGUAAGGUUGUCAUCAAAGUGUGA
Molecule: messenger RNA, 1053 nt
Organism: Penicillium argentinense
Lineage: Eukaryota; Fungi; Ascomycota; Eurotiomycetes; Eurotiales; Aspergillaceae
Product: zinc-dependent alcohol dehydrogenase family protein
Exons: 4
Coding region: 1-1053 (350 amino acids)
Molecular function (GO): oxidoreductase activity
Source: RefSeq, a predicted model, not a curated record